AUGAACCAUUCCCAACCAGUGCGUGAAUCUCGCGAGCUUCACCUCUACUAUCGUGACGGCCACUCUCGCGUCGAAGUUACCGACUUUGACAAAAGGACUGUUCUUUACAUUGCCUAUCGCACGUCUUCUAAGCCGCAUCUCACAUUGUGUCGCGUGCCAAUCAAGGACGAGCCAGAACGGCUCGUUGGCCAGGUGUCAUAUCACCACUUCAAAUCUAAAAUUGAUCUGAACUGUGUCAAGAUUCCUAUCAAUAUGGAAAAAGCCGGUCUUAUAUCUAGCAAUUUUGAAGUCCGUGGCCCAGGGAUUCAAUGGACAUGGGAGCGAGAUGGUGCCAUGACGAGUAACUUGAAGCUGGCGGAUGCCAAUGCUGUUAUUUUGGCGAAUUUCGACAACGCGAGCUGGUCGGCGAGUAAACGAGGCAAAAUUACAAUCCACAACUGGCCACCACCGGAGGAGGUAUUGGACGUCAUUUUAUUGACGGGCCUGGCCAAGAUUGAGUACCAGAGAAGGGAUCAGAAAACCGCCAGCAGCGCGGUAGCAGCAACCCCUAGGUAG
Pochonia chlamydosporia 170 is the source of this 555-nucleotide messenger RNA. RefSeq lists its product as hypothetical. NCBI's taxonomy places the organism in Eukaryota, Fungi, Ascomycota, Sordariomycetes, Hypocreales, Clavicipitaceae. The record is from RefSeq and is a predicted model, not a curated record. Bases 1 to 555 code for a protein of 184 amino acids. The transcript has a single exon.